Messenger RNA from Plectropomus leopardus (leopard coralgrouper), 1761 nucleotides. Its product is annotated as intermediate filament protein ON3. Gene Ontology annotation, molecular function: structural constituent of skin epidermis. Gene Ontology annotation, cellular component: keratin filament. Lineage: Eukaryota; Metazoa; Chordata; Actinopteri; Perciformes; Serranidae. Gene Ontology annotation, biological process: keratinization; intermediate filament organization. The record is from RefSeq and is a predicted model, not a curated record.
CCUGUUUGAAAAAAAAAAGAACAGGUAACUUAUUUACAUUUCCCUACUAGUCAGAAACACAAGAUAUCUGACACCACAUCUCUCUGGUGCUCCACUUUCUCUCCUCCUCCACCCGGGGGAAGUUUAAAAGGCCACGCGACACCUGAGACACCUCACUGUGGUCUGACAUCUUACACUCACCUGGUCACCUCUUUUUGCAUUCGCCCAGUCCUUCUCUGCUCAGCUUGUUCCCUGCAAGUCUUGUCUCCUCUUUUAAACCUGCAUUUCAUUUUUCUCUUCCCAGUCACUUUUUCUUUUACCUGUCUGUUUUCAUUUCACCUGUCUCAUCUGCUUCCUUUGAACCCAAAUAUUCAUUCCUCUCUCCGUUUUUUGUCUCACCACUGCUCUCAUCCCACCACCUUUGUCUCCACCAUGAGUCUGAGUCGCACCAAGAGAAUCAGCUCCAGUAACUCCGUCCGGACCAGCAGCGGGUCCAGGAGGCUGAGCGGUUUCGGUCCAGUUCAGGGAGGUUUCAGUGGCAUCUCCCUGAGCAGCAGCUCUCUCUACACCAGCACCAACGGGCACCACCACGGCCUCGGGGCCCCGCUGGCCUCCCUGUCGGUCAACAAGAGCCUGCUGGCCCCCCUCAACCUGGAGAUCGACCCCAACCUGUCCAUGUGCCGAGCCCACGAGAAGGAGCAGAUCAAGAGCCUCAACAACCGCUUUGCAACCUUCAUCGAUAAGGUUCGUUACCUGGAGCAGCACAACAAGAUGCUGGUGACCAAACUGGACGUGAUGCAGGGCCAGGUGGUGUGCCGGUCCAACGUGGAGCCCCUGUUCGAGGCCUACAUGGCGGGUCUGAGGCGCCAGAUGGACCUGGUCAAUAAUGACAAGACCAAACUGGACGGGGAGCUGAGGAACAUGCAGAGCCUGGUGGAGGACUACAAACACAAAUACGAGGAAGAGAUUAACAAGAGAAACAACCUGGAGAACGACUUUGUCAUCCUGAAAAAGGAUGUAGACUCAGCCUAUCUCGUGAAGGCCGACCUGGAGGAUAAAGUGGGAUCUCUGACUGAUGAAAUCAACUUCCUGCGCAACGUCUAUGAGGAGGAGCUGCGUGAGCUGCAGGCCAGCAUCAAAGACACCUCGGUGGUGGUGCAGAUGGACAACAGUCGCAGCCUGAACAUGGAGCAGAUCAUAGCCGAGGUGAAAGCUCAGUACGAGGAGAUCGCAGCCCGCAGCCGAGAGGAGGCCGAGGCCUGGUACAGGAGCAAAUGCGACCAAAUGUCGUGUCAGGCGAGUCAGUAUGGAGACGAGCUCCGCAUCGUGAAGGGGGAGGUGGCUGAGGUCAACCGACUCAUCAGCCGGCUACAGAGCGAGAUCGAGGCUGUCAAAGCUCAGCGUGGCAGCCUGGAGAACCAGCUGGCUGAGGCAGAGGAGCGUGGAGAGCUGGCUGUGAAAGAGGCCAAAGCCCGGACCAGAGACCUGGAGGACGCCCUGCAGAGGGCCAAACAAGACAUGGCCAGACAGCUCCGAGAGUACCAGGACCUAAUGAACCUGAAACUGGCUCUGGACAUUGAGAUUGCCACCUACAGGAAGCUGCUGGAGGGAGAGGAGGACAGACUUGGUCAGGAAUCCAUCCUCAACAUCCAGGCCGUCUCCAGCUACAGUACCAAAAGUACUAAUGGGUACCACAGUAACAGCAGCUCUCCUGCUCCAAAACUGCUGAUAAAGACAACUGAGACCAGAGACAGCAGCAGAUACAGUACUCACUGAGAGGAC